Messenger RNA from Sorex fumeus (smoky shrew), 1113 nucleotides. RefSeq lists its product as uncharacterized. The record is from RefSeq and is a predicted model, not a curated record. The transcript is spliced from 2 exons. Bases 1 to 1113 code for a protein of 370 amino acids. NCBI's taxonomy places the organism in Eukaryota, Metazoa, Chordata, Mammalia, Eulipotyphla, Soricidae.
AUGAUCGUCUGUACUUUCAAUGCACGUACGCUAGCAUCAGAUGCAUCCAUCGAGGACCUGAUGGUACAAGCGCGAAUGAUCAAGUACGGCAUCAUUGUUCUGACCGAGACAAGAAGGCACGAAUCUCACCAUGCCGUUUUCGACACUGGAGAAGAAUUCUUCCUCAGAACAUGCGAUAAAAGAGGUGUUGGAGCCGUCGGUGUCCUUGUCAACACAAACUUGGCCAAGAGCAUUGAUUCAUUCGAAUGCCUAACAACCCGAAUCGGACGUUUACAUUUGAAUAGAUGUGGCUCACUGCCUGCAGUUUCUAUCUUCGUUGUCUACGCACCAACAUCUCAUUAUGAUGAAAGAGAAAUCGAGAAGUUCUACAUGGAGCUAGAGAAGUUCUAUAAAGAAGACCACACCUUCUACAAGAUCAUUGUGGGUGAUUUUAAUGCCAAGAUAGGACCGAGAAGAUCAGCUGAAGAACUUCACAUUGGGACCCAUGGCCUAGAAUGGAACGAACAGGGUCGAGAAGUCAACAUGAGAAAUGACCUGGCACCCGAGCUGAGCAGGAGGAAGAGAGCGGCUUGGAACGCCUUCAUGAACGUCGAAGAAAUAGCUAAGAGGACGAAGAACCUCCGGCUCCGGGCACAUCUCUUUGAUUCCACUGUUCUUCCUGCAUUAACAUAUGCCUCAGAGACCUGGGCCCUACGCAAACAAGAUGAGAACGCCAUUCAGGUCUCCCAAAGAAGAAUAGAAAGAGCUAUGCUUGGAAUAUCACGUUUCACUCAAAUGAGAGAACGAAUCCGGAGUUCUGACAUCCGUCGACGAUCAAGGAUCAGGGACGCUGUCUCAUAUGCCAAGGUGUCGAAAAUCAGAUGGGCUGGUCACGUAAUGAGAUUUAAAGACGACCGUUGGACUAGAGCUGUUACUGAUUGGAUUCCACGGGAUGUCAAGAGACCGCGUGGCCGCCCACCUACCAGAUGGUCAGACUUCUUUGUCAAGAUCAUGAACGAUCGGUUUGAGGCCCUCCAUGUUCCCGGAGCGAAGAGAUACCAUUGGGCUACACUAGCACGCGACAGGGACAAAUGGAGACGUUACUGGCGCCCGCUCGAGCAAAUCGACGACUAA